CUAGAUUUCGGUCCCUCGCCUUUUUCCUCUAGGGCUCGCAGCACUCGGGGAAGAGGAGGGCGCAUCUCUCCUCCCGGGACUCCAUCAUGGGCAAUGAGUCCAAUGAUUCCCGGGCCGAGGACUGCGAGACUCGACAGUGGCUCCCCUCGGGCGAAAGCCCAGCUAUCAGCUCCGUGAUGUUCUCGGCCGGGGUGUUGGGAAACCUCGUCGCGCUGGCGCUACUGGCUCGCCGCUGGCGGGGGGACGCGGGGCACGGCGCCAACCGCGGGAGUUCCAUUUCCUUGUUCCACGUGCUAGUGACCGAGCUGGUGUUCACCGACCUGCUCGGGACCUGCCUCAUCAGCCCCGUGGUGCUAGCGUCGUAUGCGCGGAACCAGACUUUAGUGGCGCUGGAGCCGGAGAGCCGCGCGUGCACGUACUUCGCCUUCACCAUGACCUUCUUUAGCCUGGCCACGAUGCUCAUGCUCUUCGCCAUGGCCCUGGAACGUUACUUAUCCAUUGCGCACCCCUACUUCUACCAGCGCCACAUCACGCGCCGCGGGGGCCUGGCGGUGCUGCCCGCCAUCUACGCCAUCUCACUGCUCUUUUGCUCCCUGCCGCUUCUCGACUACGGGCAGUACGUCCAGUACUGUCCUGGGACGUGGUGCUUCAUCCGGCACGGGCAGACUGCGUACCUGCAGCUCUACGCCACCCUGCUCCUGCUCCUGAUCAUCGCAGUGCUCGCCUGCAACUUCAGUGUCAUCCUCAAUCUUGUCCGCAUGCACCGCCGGGCCAGGAGAAGCCGCUGGGGACACUCCUUGGGCAGCGGCAGGGGCGGCCCUGGGACCCGCAGGAGAGGGGUAAGAAUGUCCAUGGCGCAGGAGACGGACCACCUCAUCCUCCUGGCCAUUAUGACCAUCACUUUCGCCGUCUGCUCCUUGCCUUUCACAAUUUUUGCGUACAUGAAUGAAACUUCUUCCCGAAAGGAAAAAUGGGAUCUCCAAGCUCUUAGAUUUUUAUCAGUUAAUUCAAUAAUUGACCCUUGGGUCUUUGCCAUCCUUAGGCCUCCUGUUCUGAGACUGAUGCGUUCAGUACUCUGUUGUCGGGUUUCAUUAAAAACACAAGACGCUGCACAAACUUCCUGUUCUACACAGUCAAAUUCUGGUAAACAGGCUGAACUUUGUGGACAGUAGUUAAGAAGUACUUAGUUAGCUAGCAUCUGGAAGAUCAUUUUGAAAUGAUUCCUUGGAGAAAUGAAAAAAUUAGUGUAUAAACAAAAUGAAGCUACCCUAAUGAAAUGUAGUAAACAAACAUGUAAGCGGUAGUUUGGGCCAUAGAUGUGUUGACAAGGCACUUCAUGGAAGGUGUCAGAAAGGAUCUAUAAAGUCUACCCUUAAUAAGGAUGUUAUGUGGCCCUUAGAACAGCCAACUGCAUUUAAGAUCUAAUUGCCUUUAGAUUUAAUGAGAAAGCAGGUGGUUUUGCAAUUUGUUUAAAACCCUAAAUAGUUAGUGUCUCUUCUAUUUUAAACUUCUGUGCUACUACAUUAUAAAUGUCUAUGUUACUACAUUAUAUGGUGUACAGUCAGACCUGAUAAAAUUUUAUUUGUAUUCUCUAGGAAGUCAAUAUGUGGAAUCAGCCAAGGCUACUGUCUCAUGAGGACUUAAUGAAUCCUUUAUUUGGACAAUGAAGUUGAAAAUUAUAAGCACUUUUUAUUAUAAUGUCUGUGUAUGUGGGAGUACUUUCUUGUCACUACAGUAUUACUGUUAGAAGAGUGGGCUUACUUCAUUAACAUCUUGUCAGCUUUGUUUGCUAUUUCUCCAGGAGCUAUGUAUGAAAUUGUGAGGUCAUUUAUUUUACAAUACCCAGUUGUGCUAAUGGUAAUCAAGAAAACUUAAGAAAUUUUCCUCUCAACAAGAAAUAAGAGAAAGGUUAUUAAGAGAGUAAAUCCUGAGUAAUGUUCUUCAUUCUGUUUCCAAGGAAGGAUAUAUAUGACUGUGUCUGAAGCCAAAUAUUGGGGUUAAAAACUGAAAAAUCUGGCCAGUACUUCAAAUAUACUGGGACUCUUUUAAUGGUAAUGUUGGGGUCAUGACUAAUGUAUAUUCUUUAUGAGGGGCCUAUGUUGUAGCAAAAUUCAUCUGUCUAUAUUUUUAUUUAGGGAACAGAGUUUGACUUAUAUAGGAAAUCAUGUAAUGGUGAGUCAUAGCUUAACAUAUUUCUAAAUGUAAAUGUUUAGCAUGGUGUAAACUGAACAUCAAAGUAUUUCAGUGAAUUUGCACUGUCUAAUCAUAGUUACUCUGUAAAUUCAUCUGAAAUGGUAUAAAAAUAAACUAUAGAACAGAAGUUUGAAAGCGAAAUAGCAUUUAAUGAACCCCCUCAAAUAAUAUUUUAUAAUUAGCAUAAACAUAAUAUCUUUUAAGUGAGAUGAAAAUGGGAAAAAUAUAUUUAAUUUGUCAGGUUUUUAAAGGGUGAUUGCAUUGUAAUUAGAGUUUAAAAUAUUCAAUAUAGUAUUUGGUAUUUACCGUUCCAGCAUGAUCUUUUAAAUAGUGGAACCACCUUAUUUUUUGAAAUGAGUAUAAAAAAAAAAAAAAGGAUGUUAGUUUUUACCAAAGUCUUAUUGAGUGGUUUCCUCUAAACCAUUUCCUAUAAGUAGCUAUCAAACCAGAUGAUCAUUUAGCGAUUUCAAACCAAUCUAGGCGUCAGUGUACUUUGACACAAAUAAUCCAUGUCAAAUCAGGUCUUAUGUUAAAAAGAAUAAAUAAAUGGUUCCCUUUUCUACAAAUAUAAACAAGUCAGGCAAAAUUUAACUGAACUAAAAUCUGGACAUGUAAAUAAAUCUUCCUUGUCCACCAAGUAAUCUAAAGUUAAGAUACUGUUCUAAAUAGGACUAAUUAGGCCCAUGGGUAAUUCCUACUUUGAAUCUGGAAUAUUGACGUCUUUUAUCAGAUGACAUUUUUUUCCCCUCCAAAUGAAAAUAUUAACUACAGUCCUUCAUCCCACCUCAUCAUCCAAAAAAAAUUCUGGAGUGAUGCCCAAGAACAACAACAAAAAAAAAAAAAAGGCAGAAUUGGACAUAAUAUCACUGGUGGGAACAAAAUGAUUCACUCUGGGAACCAAAAUAUAAGAAUUUAAGCUAUUUUUUGGAGAACUAGUAGAUGUCUAGGUUUUGUUUCUUCAUGUACUCCUGAUCCUUACACUAUGUUAAAUUACUAAAUCCUGCUUUCAUUUUCACCAAUAUAUACAGCACCAAAAACUAAACCCAUUGCCGUUGAGUCAAUUCUGAUUCAUAGCAACCCUAUAGGACAGAGAAGAACUGCCCCAUAGGGUUUCCAAGGAGUGGCUGGUGGAUUCGAACUGCCAACCUUUUGGUUAGCAGCCGAGCUCUUAACCACCGCACCACCAAAACUCCUAAUAUAUUCACAGUAGGAAUUUAAAGAGAGAACCAUAUGUAAUAGUCAAUCAUCUACUAUUAAUGGCAGUUUAAAAGUAGCUUAAAAAAAAGAUUAGACGUAAAAAUGUUACCUUUCUAAAAAUUCUAUUACAGCAAACACACUUGUUUAAGUUAUUGACUCAUUUUCAAGUUAAAUAAAAGAAACACAACUUAACCUGAUAUAUUAGAGAGCUGAACUGUGAUGAAGAAAGACCUAGAUUUUAUUCUCAACACCCCCCACACCCCAGCCAAUGGAAUGAAAAGGUGGAAAGAAACUAAAGCAGAUAUUUACCUCAAUGCCAGCCCUAACUUUAGGCAUCCAGAUGUAGGAUGAGCCCAAGCAGUCUGUUCUGAGCUGAGUUGUUCCUGGAUGGCUCACUGUGGCCCAGGUCAUCUUUCCCAAGACAGAACUGGGAAAUUAUGGUGCUAAAUUGCAGUCUCGCAUCUCCAACGAUCUCAUAGGGACCUGUGUUUGAUUAGAAGCUAUAGAGAGCCUCCAGAAGACCUGAAUCUCAGGGUGGUUUAGAUCAGUGACAGCUUAGAGCCAGACCAGAGCUCCAGAAACCACACCAACCCCAAACCACAAUGCUGGCAGAGGCCCCUGAGCCAGGAAUUGUUCUAAUGUUAAUGUCAAGUCAGCUCUGAUUUGAUUCAAGAGAAGACAAAAUAUUCAGGUUUAGAAUUUGAUGAACUUGAAAGGCAGGGAAAGUCAAUUAGCUCUCACUUAGGGAGAGGGUUUUUUUUUAAUUUCACUUAGCUUAAGCCAAAUCUAAUGGUUUCCUGAGCUUGGGAAGAGUCCCUACUCAAACCAUUCACAGACAGAGAAGCAUUCCUCUCUGCAAAUGAGUACUUAAUACAUGUAGACUUACAGUGCCUACUUUGGUACAGGUAGUAUUGCAACUUGAAUGUCUGAUGACUGUCUCCUGCCUUCAUCAAACACUUAGCACCACUGGAUUUCCUGAGUGCACAUUUGCAACAUACCUCCAAUCACCUAACAGCAUUAUAAUUGAGCUAUUUUUUUUUUGUUACAGCAUUUUGAGUACCUGGAAAGUGCACUAUGGAAAUAAGUGUUAUUUUAAUAAUUCACUAAAGCUACAGUCUAAUUUAUACAUGGGACCAAGGCCAGGUAUUGGGCAUUACUUUUUAUUUCAGAAAGUUUCUUUUUUUUUCUAGUAGCUUUUGUGAUUUUUUUUAUUGUAAGUAAAUUUUCUUGAAUUAUUUUUGUUAUUUCCUACAAAGUGUAUGUACUAUUAAAGAUCAAUUUUGGUGGUUUAAUUCCGUGAUCCAUGUAUUUUAUUUUUAAAAUAUGCAGAGUCAAAUAUAGCCAUUCUUUAAAAAAAAAAAA
Molecule: messenger RNA, 4752 nt
Organism: Trichechus manatus latirostris (Florida manatee)
Lineage: Eukaryota; Metazoa; Chordata; Mammalia; Sirenia; Trichechidae
Gene: PTGER2
Product: prostaglandin E receptor 2
Exons: 2
Coding region: 87-1172 (361 amino acids)
Biological process (GO): positive regulation of cytosolic calcium ion concentration; cellular response to prostaglandin E stimulus; inflammatory response
Cellular component (GO): plasma membrane
Molecular function (GO): prostaglandin E receptor activity
Source: RefSeq, a predicted model, not a curated record